Molecule: messenger RNA, 531 nt
Organism: Copidosoma floridanum
Lineage: Eukaryota; Metazoa; Arthropoda; Insecta; Hymenoptera; Encyrtidae
Gene: ND-15
Product: NADH dehydrogenase (ubiquinone) 15 kDa subunit
Source: RefSeq, a predicted model, not a curated record
CUUAUAUGAAGCUCACAGAUUUGACAUUGAUGUGACUUUCCGAGCCGUGAUUGUUUGAUUAGGAUUGUUAGCUGCCCUUUAUCCUUAUCGUGCAUAGCUCUUUAAUAAUGAACAAAAAUCAGUGAUUGAGAACGAUAUCAUUUAUUACAAGAAAAACAAUCAUGGCAUAUCAUCAACUUAAUAUUCAACCGAUUAUAAAAUGUGGAUCAAAUACAUUCUCACCUUCUAUAGAUGCACAAUUGACUCAUUGCGCAGAUUUUGAAAUGAGAUUAUCAGACUGUUUGGAUGUUUAUGGCAUCGAAAAAGGAAUGAAAAAAUGUGAAGACUUAUUAUCUGAUUUAAGAGAGUGUUUGCUAAAUCCAAAACAAAGACAGCGAGUCAAGUUAAUGAGAGAACAGCACAUACUGCAAUAUAAAAAAGGAGAAAGAAAAGAGAUGUUUUCAAAACCACCAGCUUACGACGCAUAUUAAUGGUUAAUUACUUCUGAGUAACGUAAAGUAGUUACUUAUUAGAAUUUAUAAAUUAAUAAAA